UUCCGUCCACCGGAAGUGGACUUUCCCCAAUACGGCCGCCCUCCUCCUCUUCUUCUUCUCCUUCUCCUUCCACAGUCCCACACGCUUUCCAUUCCCCCCGCGGCCGCCGCAAAUCCUCCAAGCCCACGCCAAGAGCGCCGCCCAUGGAGCAGGCGUCGUGGCCGGACGACUUCCUCUGCCCCAUCUCGCUCGAGCUCAUGACGGACCCCGUCAUCCUCCCCUCCGGCCACACCUUCGACCGCCGCAGCAUCCAGCGCUGGCUCGACGGCGGCCACCUCACCUGCCCCGUCACCAACCUCCCCCUCCCCCCGUCCCCGCCGCUCAUCCCCAACCACGCGCUGCGCCGCCUCAUAGCCGCCGUCUCGCCGGCGGCCGUGUCCGCCGAGAAGCUCCGGGCGGGUGACUGCCAGGGACCGGCGCCGACCUCGCCCUCCUCCGUUCUUGGGCUGCUCCGGCUCGCCAAGUCUGGCGCCGCCGGGCGGAGGGAGGUGCUGGAGUCCGGCGCGGUGUCCGCGCUCCUCCAGCACGCGGCGGCCGGCGACGAGGCGGCCGCCAAGGCGCUCGUGUACCUCAGCCUCGACGGCGACGACGCGCGCGUGGGGCUCGUGGCGGACGGCGCCGUCGACGCGCUCUGCGCCGCGGUGUCGGGCGGCGGCGCCGCCGCCGCCCACGCCGCCACGGCGCUCACCAGCCUGGCCACCGUGGGCGUCAACAAGUGCACCAUCGGCGCCUACCCGUCCGCCAUCCCGGCGCUGGCCAGGCUGCUCCGGCGCGGCGGCGCGCGGGAGCGCCGCGAGGCCGCCACCACGCUCUACGAGCUCUGCAAGCUGCCGGAGAACCGCCGCCGCGCGGUGCGCGCCGGCGCGGCGCCCGCGCUCGUCGAGCUCGCCGCCGCCGGCUCCGCCCGCGCCGUCGAGGUGCUCGGCCUCCUCGCCAAGAACCGCGAGGGCCGACACGACCUGUCCAGGAUCCCCGACAUCGUGCCCGUGCUCUGCAGCGUCGCCGGCGGCGGCAACGCCCGCGCAAUCGACCAGGCCUUGCUCGUCCUCAACUGGAUUUGCUCCGAGAGCGACGAGCUGGCAAUGGAGGCAGUAAAGCUAGGGGCUUUCCAGCUCUGCGAGGCUCUGGUGAACGACGACAACUGCAAGAUUGCCAAGAACGCCGUGGAAUUAGUCCGGACGCUCGAGAAAGCUUAGCAAUGAGACAUCCAGAGAUGAUAUUUAUCAGAAUUUUGAUUCGGCGCCUCUUCGAAUCCGUAUUGGCCUUGGUGUACAAAGGUAGAAACAGCAAAGGUGAUUUUUUUUUUCUUCUUCUCUUUUCAUGUUGUAGCAGAGUCAGAAAAGAAGGCAGAAAACAAUAAGCAGAAUGAAUUAGUUUGUGUUCAUAAAACAACAUGGUUCAUGAAGGGGCCGAGUCCGAGUUCCAAAUCGUCCAGUCCAAAAUGUCGCAAGUAUGAUCCAUCCGAUCAAGUGAUCAUGUGCUCUCAAGUAGCUCCAUUGCAAAUCAUCCUCUUUUUCUCUAUUUUGUGUGCCAUAUUUUGGUAUGAGGAGGAUUGGAUUGUGUGUAUCUGCCUAUCAUCCCCCUUGUGAUGUGACAUAAGAAAUCAAUUGAAAAUUUUCAUUUGUUCAAA
This is a messenger RNA of Lolium rigidum, 1630 nucleotides long. RefSeq names its product U-box domain-containing protein 8. The record is from RefSeq and is a predicted model, not a curated record. Gene Ontology annotation, biological process: protein ubiquitination. Gene Ontology annotation, molecular function: ubiquitin-protein transferase activity. The transcript has a single exon. Gene Ontology annotation, cellular component: nucleus; cytoplasm. The coding region runs from base 144 to 1196 and encodes 350 amino acids. Lineage: Eukaryota; Viridiplantae; Streptophyta; Magnoliopsida; Poales; Poaceae.